AUGUCUAGUUCAAGUUCCAAGGUUCUCGCUAACACCACCAGGGGAUUAGAUCAAAAUAUAUCCGCUCACAUUAGAAAGCGCAACCCUACCUCUCAAGUCUUUGACUUCAAAUUUGACUUCAAUAUUGGGCUUAUGCGUCGCGACAGCAAUAAUACCAGCAUCCGCACCGACUUCUCCAAUGUCGAUGGCUACUGGCCAUGGCUUGUUGACUCUCCUGGAGACUCCGGUACGGACAGCACGGACAAACGACACCUUGUUGAGCGAUACUACUCUUCCAGUAACAAGAACUGGAAAAAUCGAUUCUACGAUUCCAAUAACAACUUUUCUGCUACUCUGGGUAGCCCCAUCAAGUUUAAAGAAGACAUCAGCGCCCCAAUUUUCUGGCAGGGAGCGGCAAAGUGUCAGAUUGAUGGUAAAGAGUACGGUGAAGGGUUUGGUGCCUUCGUCGAGGGCACCGUUGACGCGAAGAUCCUCUUCGGCUGGUCAAUGGUUAUCGCCACCGAAUUCUACGGUGACUUCACGGUGAAAGAGGCCAACGGGUUUAUGACCGUCGAUGGCACUAGUGAUUUGACUUAUGGAAUCUCGGGCAUGGGGAAGGUCGACAUCACGAAAGCCAACAAAGGAAAUCCAUCUUUCAGUCCGGCAGAAACUUUCAAUCUUCAAGGAGACACCAUCACCAGUGGUCAGUAUGGCGCUUUCAUGUCCUUUAGUCCGUAUGCAUCGAUCACCUAUCAGAUGGCUACGCUCAACGGAACUGGGGACUAUGAUUUCUCCGAUCCUGGAGUCUCCUUCAACGGUCGUCUGACUAGUCGUGUUCAGACUGAUCUCGGCGACAUCACUGCUUACUACCCUUCCCCAACAAAAGAUCAGGUUGCGGAAGAUUUUGAGGGCCGCGCUGAUAAUAAAAUCUCAUUUGGGACCGUUAACAGAGUUUUUGAGGUGCAGGGAGAUGGCGGUCGGAUUUCGCUAGGCACAUAUAUGCGUUUCGGAAUGGGCAUGGAGUUCACGAUGCCUUUUAAGACUAGGGAAGGUGAUAGUCGUCCUAUCAAGAGGAAGGCAGAUGUGAGUUAUCCUACAGAAAGCUUUUGA
This is a messenger RNA of Penicillium cosmopolitanum, 1089 nucleotides long. RefSeq lists its product as uncharacterized. The record is from RefSeq and is a predicted model, not a curated record. NCBI's taxonomy places the organism in Eukaryota, Fungi, Ascomycota, Eurotiomycetes, Eurotiales, Aspergillaceae. The transcript has a single exon. The coding region runs from base 1 to 1089 and encodes 362 amino acids.